This is a messenger RNA of Calliphora vicina (urban bluebottle blowfly), 540 nucleotides long. RefSeq lists its product as uncharacterized. The transcript has 2 exons. Bases 1 to 540 code for a protein of 179 amino acids. Lineage: Eukaryota; Metazoa; Arthropoda; Insecta; Diptera; Calliphoridae. The record is from RefSeq and is a predicted model, not a curated record.
AUGAAGCUGUUAUUCGAGUAUGAUACUAUUGAGGAGACUAUAGACGAGACUAUUGAGGAGACUUUAGACGAGACUACUGAGGAGACUUUAGACGAGACUACUGAGGAGACUAUAGACAAGACGAUUGAGGAGACUAUAGACGAUAGUAUUGAGGUGACUACUGAGGAGACUAUAGACGAGAGUAUUAAGGAGACUAUUGAGGAGACUAUAGACGAGACUAUUGAGGAGACUAUAGACGAUAGUAUUGAGGAAACUACUGAGGAGACUAUAGACGAGACUAUUGAGGAGACUUUAGACGAGACUACUAAGGAGACUAUUGAGGAGACUCUAGACGAGACUAUUGAGGAGACUAUUGAGGAGACUAUAGAUGAGACUAUAGACGAUACUAUUGAGGAGACUAUAGAUGAGACUAUUGAGGAGACUAUAGGCGAGGCUAUUGAGGAGACUAUAGACGAGACUAUUGAGGAGACUAUAGACGAUACUAUUGAGGAGACUAUUGAGGAGACUAUACACGAGACUACUGAUGAGUCUAUUGAGUAG